CUGCGCUCUCUCUUCUCGGCUGAGUGGAAACAUCAUGUGUCUGUGGGACGCCAGGAGGAACAGCCCUGUUUCUCCACACUGAGGCCAGAUUUGAGGAAGGACUUGAGGGAGGAAAGAAGCUGAAAUGACCUUGGAUUAGGAGUAAAUUAUCAAGGGGAGAAUAGAACUAAAGGCGCAGAAGCUUGAGCAUUUUUAAGGAUCUGUAUGGUAAUUAAAUCUCACCACCUCAAAUCCUGUUAUUCCAUUGGGGGAACACCCGUGUUUCUCCACUCUUGGAUUUGAAGAUUGUUCUUGCAUUUGGAGUAGACUAUCUAGCGGAAACAAGGAACCAAUACACAAAGUACCCAGUUCAUUUGGAAGGAUAUAUUCUGGGAUUUUAUCCCAAAUCAAACCUGGAUAUGCAAUGCUGGCCCAGAAGAACGGGCUUCCUCCGGGCUGUAAACCGGUCCCUCUGAAGGAUCGACCGGACCUGCGGGAUGUGGACGUGACCGCAGAAGGGUGUUGCUCCCUCUCUCCCUCCCCAUCGUCAGGAGGUUGUCCCUGGGCUCGGCUGGCUGGCGUGGACGGCUGCCUGUCGGAGCCGUACUGUCUUUGGUUCCAGCUUUUAGCCCGAGCUUAUUGGGGAGAGGUGGAACUGGGGCUGACGAGUCCCAACCGUAGCGUGUCCUGGGCUCGGCUCAGGGAAGCUUCCAGGAGGAAUUGUGUCCGAUCCAGGGCCAAGCAGAAGGAUGGGUUGGAUCAGAGUGAGGCAUCAGCUCUGGCCUCUCCUGGGGCUGAGGAGGAGCCUUUCUCCUGGCCGGGGCCGAAGACGCUUCACUUGCGCCGGACCUCACAAGGCUUCGGGUUCACACUGCGACACUUUAUCGUCUACCCGCCUGAGUCUGCCGUCCACAACUCUCUGAAGGAUGAAGAGAAUGGCAGCCGUGGGAGACAGAGGAAUCGUCUGGAGCCAAUGGACACCAUAUUCGUCAAGCAAGUGAAGGAGGGAGGCCCCGCCCAUGGAGCUGGACUCUGUACAGGGGACCGGAUAGUGAAGGUGAAUGGAGAGAGCAUCAUCGGAAAGACCUACUCACAAGUCAUAGCCUUGAUCCAGAACAGCGAUGCCUCACUGGAACUCUGUGUGAUGCCAAAGGAUGAGGACAUUCUGCAGCUGUUUUCAAGAGAUAUCACUGCUCUGGCGUAUUCCCAGGAUGCAUACCUCAAAGGAAAUGAGGCAUACAGCGGAAAUGCCCAGAACAUCCCAGAGCCCCCUCCUAUAUGCUACCCACGGAUAGAAGUGAAGGCUGCGGGCAUGGCUCAAGCGUCAGAGCCUGCCACCGUAAGUGAGACCCCCAAAGGGCCGGCUCAGGGACCAGAAAGACGAGGAGCGGCCACAGAAAAGAGCUACAGGGUGGAAAUCCCUGUUCCGCCAUCUCCUCCACCCCAACAGACGACAAAGUCUCAGACGGUGGUUUGUGUCUGCAAUGAGAAUGUCAGGACAGUUGCCAUGCCUCCUGAUCCAGUAGAUAGGGGGUCCCGGGUGGCUCGGGUUGGUCCCAGCCAUAGGACAGAAGACAACCGGUACAGUCCAACAGCGGAUUCCGGCUCAGCUAGACCCAGGCCACUUAUUCCCUCAAUACCUGGGGGUGCACAGUUGCAGUACCCCUCUUCCCGUCAGACAGUAUCCCCAGUCUACUCGCCUUCCUCAAGUUCUCGACCUAGCCCAAUCUAUCCUGACACCUUUUCUCCAUCUGUACGAGCACCUCUUACCCUUGCCUCCCCAGACACAUUCUCUGCUGCCAUUUCACAAAGCGCCAACCUCUACUCACCCUCUCCAACAGCACCAUCAACAUCUCCUCACCAGAACAUUGACUGGAAAAACUACACCACCUAUAAGGACUAUAUCGACUCAAAGAGGCUGCACACAUAUGGCUGCCGCACAAUCCAGGAGCGCUUGGACAGCUUGCGUGCAGCUGCCAAUUCCACAUCAGCUUAUGCCCAGCAACGUCAGCCGCCUCCCCCAAGCACAAGUCAGAGAGGGGUGCCAGUCUUCCAGGGCAGACGAAGAAGCACCUCCAAUGAACGUGGGGUGGAUGCUAGUAUCCACGGUUCUGCAUUGACCCCAUUACGUAGUGCCUCCCAAGAGAGGCUUGGGGGUGGAACAGAGAGGGCAAUACCAAUCAGGAAUUGGCCUCGAAGUGCGUCAGAGGAUGCUCUGCCUUUCUCGAGCCCCACAGGAGUCACCAAAGCUCGGGCCCGGUCUUGUGACUACCUGGGGCAUAGACCUGGAGAGCCAGGUGGGGCGUUCUUUGAAGAAAGAGCAGGGUUGGAGGACAGGCCGCUAACGUGCCAGAUCGAGGAAGCCAGUAGUAGCAGGCCAGGAGCAGGUCUGAGAGCUUUACCUCACCUGAACAGGAGUCUCAGUGGCCAGGAACCAGAGGUUCGAAGAAGUGGAUUAUCUAACUCUGCUUUAGCUGCUCCUGUGUUUACUAAAGGUACGACAGAUUCUGUUCUACCAUCAAGGACAGACAGUGUAAUUUUGAGACCAUCACGUUUGCCUGUCAAGAACUCCUUCUCAGACCUCUCGCCUGCCUUAUCGUCCACCAAAACCAAGGACCCUCCUAAAGACCAAAGAGCUAACAUCAUGGGCAACCACCUGGGCUACUCAUCCCCUCUGCACCUUCAGUUCAGAAGCAGGGCUGACAGUCUGAAAAUGGAGAGCAGGUCUGAGGCUGGGUUGGCAGCCCGAUCUUCCUCUUGCUCUGGUCCUUCUUCGAAACUGCCCAUUCAGAGACAACAAGGUCUACAAGGACUACAAGGUGUAGCUGUUGCCUCUUCUUCUGGUUCCACCACUACCAAUGGAGCUAUGACCCAAAAGCCAAAAGCAAAUGCCCCUGUACGGACUAACGGUGGUCUUUCAGAGGGUGUAGAAGGACUAGAUGCAACAGUUGUUGUCCUAAGAAGAGACAAAAACUCUGGAACUCCUCACAUCCGACCUCCAUCCUACGUGCUAGCUGUUAAUGACAACCAUAGAGCAGUGACGCAUAAGUCUCCACCAUUGGUGAAGGCAGGCUCUGCAGAUGCAGCGAUGUGCUGGAUGUCUAAUGACAUGCAUCAAAGAAGGCUUGGAGACACACGACAUAAGUCAGGCUCCAACAACCUUGAUGACUCCCUGGAUUCAAUACCCUUCAUAGAUGAACCGUCGAGUCCCAGUAUUGAACUGGACAGUUCCCUCAUACCUGCCUGUUCGGUGAUAUCUGGAGCACCGAUCAUCACCACCAUCCCACCCAGCCCCACCUCGCCGUCGCCUUUCAUUCGACGCCAGCUGUCGCACGACCAAGAUUCUCUCCGUCUCACAAUUAUUGAGUCAGACUCUGGUACGAAAUCUGAGCGGUCCAAGUCGUGUGAUGAAGGCCUGGAUAACUACCGGGAAGAAAGCAGAGGGAGGUCCUUAAUACCUGGCCUGAAAAGUCUCAGGAAGGCUGCAGAUCGUUCAUCUGAAGACUCGGGCUCCAGGAGGGAUUCCUCUUCGGACGUCUUCUGUGACGCCACCAAGGAGGGUUUGCUGCAUUUUAAGCAGCUGAAUACAGACAAGGCCAAGCGUGUCGGAGGGGGGAUGCGUCCGUGGAAACAGAUGUACGCCGUGUUGAGAGGCCACUACCUCUGCCUGUAUAAAGACAAAAAGGAGGGGCAGGCUCACGCCAACUGCCAAGCGGUAGACGAGCCCGUGUCGAUCAGCAUCAAGGCCUGUCUGAUCGACAUCUCGUACAGCGACACCAAGCGUAAGAACGUGCUGCGGCUGACGACGUCCGACUGUGAGUACCUGUUUCAAGCAGAGGACCGGGAGGACAUGCUGGCCUGGAUCAGAGUCAUACAGGAGAACAGCAACCUGGAUGAGGAGAACGCGGCCUUCACCAGCCAUGACCUCAUCAGCAGGAAGAUCAAGGAGUACAACACCUUGAUGAGCCCGACCGGCAGCAAGACGGAGCCGUCACCCCGAACCUCACGCCAGUCUCUGAGCAUCAGACAGACGCUGCUGGGAGGGAAAGGAGAGACCAAAGCGACAAGUCCACACUCACCCAAACAACCCGAGCAGGAGAGGAAGAACAUGCACAAAGAUGACACCAGCCCUCCAAAGGAUAAAGGGACGUGGAGGAAGGGCAUCCCGGGGCUGAUGAGGAAGCCUUUUGAGAAGAAGCCGUCUCCUGGAGUCACGUUUGGAGUGAGGCUGGACGACUGUCCUCCUGCACAGUCAAACAAGUUUGUUCCUCUGAUCGUGGAGGUCUGCUGUAAUCUGGUGGAGGAGAGGGGGCUGGAGUACACGGGCAUCUACAGAGUCCCAGGAAACAAUGCUGCAAUCUCCAACAUGCAGGAGGAGCUCAAUAACAAGGGCAUGAACGAUAUCGAUGUCCAGGACGAUAAAUGGAGGGACCUCAAUGUGAUCAGCAGUUUACUCAAAUCCUUCUUCCGUAAACUUCCAGAGCCGUUAUUCACCAAUGAUAGGUACGCAGAUUUUAUCGAGGCCAACAGAACAGAGGACCCAGUGGAGAGACUCAAAGUGCUCAAGAGAAUGCUUCAUGAGUUGCCGGAUCAUCAUUAUGAGACUCUGAAGUUUCUCUCAUGCCAUUUGAAAACUGUGGCUGAUAACUCGGAGAAGAAUAAGAUGGAGCCGAGGAAUCUGGCCAUCGUGUUUGGUCCGACGCUGGUGCGAACCACAGAGGACAACAUGACCCACAUGGUGACACACAUGCCGGAUCAGUACAGGAUAGUUGAGGCCCUUAUCCAAAAUUACGACUGGUUCUUCACUGAAGAUGGAGACAGAGAUCCAGUGACUGUGUCGCAUGAUGAGAGCGCGGUGGAGUCGCAGCCCGUCCCCAACAUAGACCACCUGCUCACUAACAUCGGCCGUACGGGCACGUCGCAGGGUGAAGUAUCAGAUUCACCAACCAGUGACUCAGCUAAAUCAAAGGGUUCCUGGGGCUCAGGGAAGGACCAGUGCAGCCGCGAGCUCCUGGUCUCCUCCAUCUUUGCUGCAGCCAACCGCAAAAGAAAGAAGUCAAAGGAGAAGCCGCUGCCUAGCAGCUCAGACGACGAUCUGGACGCCGUUUUCCUCAAGAAGGAAAUCCCCGUUCAGAAGCCGAACCACCACGGCCUCCAGACUGAGGCGCAGAGCGAGAUUCGAUUGAGCCCCAACGCAAAACCCAACGCCAAGCAGCCGGCGCGAGCAGAGGAGAGGAAGGAGAAUGGGAGGACUGUGGAGCUCACACCCAAAGCCAAGAGAGAGCAUAGGAACUCUUUAUUCCUGAAGGAUAAAACUCCACCCAGACACCCUUCACCCUCGCCCUCCCCGUCCCCGAUCGUCUCCAGCUACCAAGCAGCUCCUCAGGGGAAGUCCUCUCUGUCAGAUCCCCCCUCCCUGCUGGAUGAGAACACCUCAGACCUCGGCACCAUGAGCUCCGGAGCGUCUGUCCCGAGGUCGAGACCCAAAAAGUGGACAGCAGGAACGUCCCUCGAGCUUCCUGCAGGAGCGGUUGCCGCGAUCGGAUCCGCUGCAGGCCCAGGAGCGUCUGCAGGUGCAGAGGUGAGCUCCAUCACCUCAGACUACUCCACAACAUCCUCCAUCACUUUCCUCACCGGAGCGGAGUCCAGCGCUCUCAGCCCGGAGCUGCAAGGAGGGGAGGAGGCGGACGAUGAACGCAGCGAGCUGAUAAGCGAGGGACGACCCAUGGAGACAGACAGUGAGAGCGACUUCCCCGUUUUUGCACCCGGUGGAGGCAGCAGUCAGUCGACGCCCUGCCCGGAUCAGAGUAUGGAGAAAACUGAACCAAGAGGAUCAGCUGAGGGGAGCACCACGCCAAAAAUGGAAGCACGGCGCCUCUUCCCGUCGCACAGAAUGAUCGAGUGUGACACCCUCUCCAGACGGUGGUCCCUGAGGCAGAAAACAGACAGCGAAUCGUCAGUAGAGGGCGUGUCUGGGAGUGCGGAGCGCAGUGAGGGUAGAGCAGAGUCUUCCACGCGGCUCUCCCGAGUCCUGGAGGUGAUGAAAAAAGGGCGGUCCACAAGCAGCCUUAGCUCGUCCUCACGCAGCGAAUCAGAGCGUCCCGAACCGGCCUGGCACCUUAAGAUCACCGAGCGACUAAAGUUCAGGAUCCGGACAUCAGCCGACGACAUGUUCGCGCAGAAGAACCGGACUCAAGAAGCCCGAGCGAAGAAGAAGAACAUCCGACGGCGGCACACCAUGGGCGGGCAGAGGGACUUCGCAGAGCUGGCGGUCAUCAACGACUGGAGAGAGCAGGGCGGCGUGGACCAGGCGGCCGAGCUGUCGCCUCUGGAUCGUCUCAAGCCCAGAUGUUCCUCUCAGGACUUCUCCGUCAGAGGCUGGAUCUCCAGAGAUCGCCACAGAGGCUCGGAUUCAAGCGGCGAGGUCGCACCGAGGGCCGUCCCCGAGGACGACCAUCCGGACGCACACGACGGAGCGGAAGAAAGGCCGCCCCCCUCUGCGUCUCCGGGCGCUCAGCCGCUCACAGGGGAGCAGGUCAACGGUAGCGGGCUGCAAGGCAAAAACAAAACCAACCUGACGCCGGACGCUCACCCACACAAACUGUCUGGAGCUCAAGUGGUCCGCUCGCGGUUCUACCAGUAUCUGUGAAAGUGAAACAGUGGAUUUAUCUGGAGGAUGAAUGCGUUAAAUGUACGAAUGUGUGUAUUUUAGCCGAGGUUACUGCACAAUAUUUUUUCUACAAAGUAUACUUUAUGUAUCUACUGUACAUACUGUGUAUAGGCUUCUUUGAUUGUUACUGGAAUAAUUCUACAGAGAUGUUUUAUGUGUGUGAUUCCUCUGAAUUGUCGGCCAUACUGGAACAGACGAUGGAAAAAAAAAAAAACUCAAACUCAAAAAACUUCCUCCUGCAAAAAUGCAAAAAGACAUUUCAUGUGGACUCUGUUACUCAGCACUAAUGAAAAAGAUUCAACUCGACUAUUACUGAAGAAAGCAUAGGGAAGCCUAUUUUUAAGGAAUGAUGCUUCAGUUCUUCCUCUUAUAAGCAUUAUGAAGAAUGUAAUCUCUCUUUGGACUAACACUAGUUGCUCAUGACAAUAUUUUUUUGUCAUUUUCAAGACGACAUGUAUGUUUUUGGUUUGCCUGUACUUGAAGUGUGUGGAGGUAACUGAGGGCUGCUUUCUGAGCUGCGUGCUGUGGGAAGGUUUUUUUUUUUUUUUUUCACAGCACACUCAAAGCAGCCAGAUAUUAGCUGGAAGGACCGGAGGAUUCUGAUAGUUUUAUCAAAUAAAGACUGAAAAACAAAACAGUAAUGAAAUGCUGAUACUAGAGUAUGUAAUGCUUGGUACAGUGCUUUUAAUUUCCGAACUUUGUCCAUUUAUACUUCAAAAAUAAGUUUUACAUGUGUGUGAAUUGUUUUUAUCUCAAAAAGUGCCUCUUUUUUUCUUUUUUAAACUGUUUUUACCAACAGUUGUGAAGACAAGAAGAAUUUUUAAAACAUUUACGGUGGUCUAAAAAAAAAAAAAAAAACUCACAGGCAUUCCAGAGAUUUUUCCUUUUUUUUUGUUUUUUUUUGUUUUUAGUCAAACUCACAGCAACAUCAAAGUGUUCAAAUGUACGUCCAUGUUUUUUUUCUUCGUAGUUUUACUUUCCCCUCUCUGUAUGUUUCCAAGUGCAGUCAAAUGCAUGGGCGCUAAAACAAAACCUGGGAGAAAGCGACGACAGACUUUGAAAUCUUUGAAACUGCAUGAGAUGACGUUUUUCUGAACAGUGAACAUCUCGCCCUCCCUCAACAAACACUGGAAAUAAAUCAUCUUUAUUAGA
Messenger RNA from Labrus mixtus (cuckoo wrasse), 7801 nucleotides. Its product is annotated as rho GTPase-activating protein 21-like. Gene Ontology annotation, molecular function: protein binding; phospholipid binding. The coding region runs from base 404 to 6628 and encodes 2074 amino acids. NCBI's taxonomy places the organism in Eukaryota, Metazoa, Chordata, Actinopteri, Labriformes, Labridae. Gene Ontology annotation, biological process: signal transduction. The record is from RefSeq and is a predicted model, not a curated record. The transcript has 25 exons.